AUGUUAAAACCUAGAAUUCCAAGUUAUACGCAGCUAUCGCUAUGGCCGUUGCUGAGGAGAAGCAGGCUUAUACUUCACCUGCUGACGACACAAAGAGGAAGAGGAAGCGAAAGCGAAACCGGGCAAACAAAGUUUUCGCCGCAGAAGAACCGGAGCAACAAAACCCUAAUCAAAUUGAUGAAGAAGAAGAGGAGGAGAGAGAAAUUGAGGUUGUGAAAGACAAUAAGGAUAAGAGGAAAAAGAAGAAUAAGAAGUUGAAGAACAAUGAAGGUGGAAAUGCUGAGGAAGAGUUGGAUGAGGAAGAUUUGGAGGAAGAGAAGGUGGAAAAAAAGGUGAAGAGCGGGGGUGGGAUUAUGAGUGCAGAGUCUUUUGACUCUUUAGGAUUAUCUGAACCUACUCUCAAGGCCAUUCAGGAGAUGGGAUUUCAGUAUUUGACUAAGAUUCAAGCCAGAGCAAUUCCACCCCUUCUGAUCGGCAAAGAUGUUCUUGGUGCUGCAAGGACAGGUUCUGGGAAAACACUUGCUUUCUUAAUACCAGCUGUGGAGUUGUUAUAUAAUGUCAGUUUCACUCCUCGCAAUGGAACAGGCGUUGUUGUCAUUUGCCCAACAAGGGAACUUGCCAUACAGACUCAUGCUGUUGCAAAGGACCUUCUCAAAUAUCACUCGCAAACUCUUGGCUUGGUCAUUGGGGGUUCUGCUAGAAAAGGAGAAGCAGAACGUAUCACUAAAGGGGUAAAUUUAUUGGUUGCAACUCCUGGUCGACUUCUUGAUCAUCUUCAAAAUACGAAGGGAUUUAUAUAUAAGAACUUGAAGUGCCUCAUGAUUGAUGAAGCGGAUAGGAUAUUGGAGGCUAACUUUGAGGAAGAAAUGAAACAAAUUAUCAAGCUUCUGCCAAAGAGUAGGCAAACUGCUUUAUUUUCAGCAACUCAAACAAAGAAGGUUGAGGAUCUUGCCCGCUUGUCAUUUCAGACUACUCCUAUCUAUAUUGAUGUGGAUGAUGGAAGAACUAAGGUCACAAAUGAAGGGUUGCAGCAAGGUUAUUGUGUAGUGCCUAGUGCCAAGAGAUUUAUUCUUCUCUACUCAUUUCUGAAGAGGAAUUUAUCGAAGAAAGUGAUGGUCUUCUUCUCUUCAUGUAACUCAGUCAAGUUCCAUUCUGAACUUCUCAGAUACAUUCAAGUUGAAUGCCUUGAUAUCCAUGGAAAACAAAAGCAGCAGAAACGGACCUCUACCUUUUUUGAUUUCUGCAAAGCAGAGAAGGGGAUCUUGCUAUGUACUGAUGUUGCUGCUCGUGGACUUGAUAUUCCUGAUGUGGACUGGAUAGUGCAGUAUGAUCCUCCUGAUGAACCCAAGGAGUACAUUCAUAGGGUUGGCCGUACAGCCCGUGGAGAAGGUGCAAAAGGUAAUGCCCUGCUUUUUCUGAUUCCAGAAGAGCUGCAGUUUCUGCGCUAUCUGAAGGCUGCAAAAGUCCCUGUUAAAGAAUAUGAAUUUGAUGAUAAGAAGCUGGCAAAUGUUCAGUCUCAUCUGGAGAAGUUGGUGGCAAACAACUAUUAUUUGAACAAAUCUGCUAAAGAUGCAUAUCGAUCCUACAUAUUGGCCUAUAAUUCACACUCUAUGAAAGACAUAUUUAAUGUGCAUCGCCUUGAUCUACAGGCGGUUGCAGCUUCAUUCUGCUUUUCUUGUCCACCAAAGGUGAAUUUGAACAUAGACAGCAAUGCUUCCAAAUUUAGAAAGAAAGCGCAUAAAGGAAGUAAAAAUAGGUUCAGUGAGAACAACCCUUAUGGAAGGCAGAGUGAUGGAGAAGAUAAACGGCAAUUUGUAAGACAUUAGCAGCACUGUUGUUAGCAAGUAACAGAUUUAAGUUGUAGUUUUUGUUGCUUAUUGUCAUCUUGAGUAACUUUUGGUUAAAUGUGGAUGAUCGUGCCCGUGUCAUGGUGAGAGGCUGCAAUGCGUGUGCUGCGUUUGUUGGAGCAGAUGACAGGUUAAAAUUUCGCCUUGGGAAUUAAAUAGAGUUGGAAAAUCCUUGUUCAUUUUGUGGUCCAAGUACCAUUCAGAAAUUAGGUUGAAUUACCUUGGCAUUUUUAGGAUUUGUGUUUGUAUUUUGAUGUUACAUUAAAAAGCAUCUAAAUUUUAUUUUAUUUUUUCUAUUA
This is a messenger RNA of Hevea brasiliensis (rubber tree), 2146 nucleotides long. Its product is annotated as DEAD-box ATP-dependent RNA helicase 51. Gene Ontology annotation, cellular component: nucleolus. Gene Ontology annotation, molecular function: nucleic acid binding; ATP binding; RNA helicase activity. Bases 42 to 1826 code for a protein of 594 amino acids. Lineage: Eukaryota; Viridiplantae; Streptophyta; Magnoliopsida; Malpighiales; Euphorbiaceae. Gene Ontology annotation, biological process: maturation of LSU-rRNA from tricistronic rRNA transcript (SSU-rRNA, 5.8S rRNA, LSU-rRNA). The transcript has 12 exons. The record is from RefSeq and is a predicted model, not a curated record.